Molecule: messenger RNA, 1815 nt
Organism: Physcomitrium patens
Lineage: Eukaryota; Viridiplantae; Streptophyta; Bryopsida; Funariales; Funariaceae
Product: isoaspartyl peptidase/L-asparaginase
Molecular function (GO): hydrolase activity
Source: RefSeq, a predicted model, not a curated record
CUGAAAUGUUUCACCGUCGAGUAUAUAAGCUUCCCCCGCCCAGCACUUUCGAUCAUCGCCGGCUGCUCGGAUCCUCCCUUUCAAUUUUUCGAAAUUGGCGGUUUCCAAACGUACAGCUCCUACUUGCGGUGGACUGCGCAGAUUUCCAAUUGCAUCUUCAUCACUUCCACUUGAAGAGGUUGAGAGGAUCUUAGAUUGUUGUCCAAAAUGACGCGGUGACUGUCAUUCUGUGACUGGAACCGGAGGACCUGGAUCUUGCUUUGGUGAAGCAUUAUUUUGGUUCGGUGAUGCUUGCUUGGGGAGAGAGUUGAGAGGCUUGAGUUCAGUGGUGCGGUUAGUUGGAGAACUCGCUGUUAGCCUGCAGCUGUGAGGCUGCAAUUGCUCUCUUUUGCACCUGCGAGGCUGAAGGUUGGUGGCUCUGUGGUUUGCGGUCACAAUUCGGAUCGGGUUGCAGCCAUCGAGCGUGGUAGCAUGGGGGUCUGGGCAAUUGCUCUGCAUGGCGGUGCAGGAAUGAUUGCCAAGGAGAAGAUGACCGCGGAUUGGAAGAAACGCACUGAAGCUGCUCUUAACGAGAUCUUGGACGUCGGCAUUGCCGCUCUUAGGAACAGCCUUCCUGCUGUAGAAGCCGUUGAGCUUGUUGUGAGGGCACUCGAGGACAACACCUUAUUUAACGCUGGAAAAGGUUCUGUGCUUACAAAUAAGGGCACUGUGGAGAUGGAGGCGUCUAUCAUGGACGGAAGAUCAAAGAAUUGUGGCGCUGUCUCUGGAAUCUCUACGGUAGUGCACCCCGUGUCGUUGGCUCGUUUGGUGAUGGAUAAUUCGCCUCACGUCUAUCUUGCAUUCGAUGGAGCAGAAGAGUUUGCAAGGCAACAGGGAGUUGAGACAGUGGAUACGAACACCUUCAUUACCGAAGAGAAUCGAGAGAAGUUGGAGAACGCAAAGAAAACGAAUUCUGUCGAGUUGGACUUCUCUGAGCACGCUCCCGACGAUCUAAAUAGCGGUGACAACGAGGACACUCGCACCAAUGGCAAUGGUGCCGCCCAUGCAGGCUAUAACCCUGGACAACGGGAGAUCGCAAAUGAGAAGACGAAUGAUCACCCGGAUAGGUUUGCAAUUAAGAAGAAAUGCGCUCUCCAUCAGGUCUUCAAGGCAGAAUUUGAGACUGUAGGUUGUACCGCAGUAGACGUCUGGGGUAAUUGUGCCGCAGCAACCUCCACAGGAGGCCUUGUCAACAAAAUGUCUGGUCGCAUCGGUGAUACGCCCAUAGUAGGAGCAGGUACAUACGCAAACCACCUGUGCGCAGUGUCAGGAACAGGGCGAGGGGAAGAGUUCAUCAAACACACUGUUGCCAAAGAAGUGGCAGCUAUAAUGGAAUACAAGGAGCUUCCGCUUGGUAAAGCUGUGUACAAAGUGAUCCAUGAGAAGCUUCCUGAGAACAUGGGAGGAUUGGUGGCGGUAUCUACCUCUGGCGAAGUGGCCAUGGCUUUCAACACUCCCAGCAUGUUCCGAGCAAGUGCACAGGAAGGAGGCGAACGCAUGAUCGGAAUUUGGUGAACCAUUGCAGUUUUGGACCUGGGUUUUGCACCUUAUCUGAGAAAUAAAAAUCCAGCACACGUCGAGUGUUCUGUGCAGAAGACAAGUUGCAUUAAUAAUGUACUUUAAACACGGAAGGUAUGUCUUACGAUCACCAUGGCACCAUCACUUCCAAGAUGGGACAACAGCAUUUUGUGAAAAAGUUCAUCAUUUAGGUGAUUAUCAUGUCAUUUUAUCAUUCAUAUUCAAAUUCCUCUUCAUUCUGAGGUUUUUUGACUAUAA